Molecule: messenger RNA, 369 nt
Organism: Sturnus vulgaris (Common starling)
Lineage: Eukaryota; Metazoa; Chordata; Aves; Passeriformes; Sturnidae
Source: RefSeq, a predicted model, not a curated record
AUGUCCUGCUACGACCUCUGCCCCAGCCCCAGCGGCAUCGCCUGCCCUCAGCCAGUGGCCAACAGCUGCAACGAGCCGUGUGUGCGCCAGUGUCCCGACUCCACCGCCCUCAUCCAGCCUCCCCCGGUGGUCGUCACCUUCCCCGGCCCCAUCCUCAGCUCCUUCCCGCAGCAGGCCGUGGUGGGAUCGGCUGGAGCCCCGGUUUUUGGUGGCUCUCCGGGUUAUGGGGGUGUCUACGGCUCCGGGGUUUUCCCGGGGUACGGGGCUCGCUCUGGUUACGGCAUCUCGGCGCUGGCCGGCGGCUCCUGCGGCCCCUCGGGGUCUCGGCGCUUCAGUCGCCUCCUCCGCGGCUCCUGCGGGCCCUGCUGA